This is a messenger RNA of Struthio camelus australis, 1599 nucleotides long. NCBI's taxonomy places the organism in Eukaryota, Metazoa, Chordata, Aves, Struthioniformes, Struthionidae. The record is from RefSeq and is a predicted model, not a curated record.
AGGCCGAAGGAGCGGCGCGGGCGGGCUGCGGCCGCCCGCACGACGGAGGAGAACCGGCUCCUGCUGCUGCAGCGCCAAGCCCUGGCCGAGGAGGAGGAGGCCAAGAAGAAGGGGGAGAUGCUCAACCAGUUCCUGAAGGACAAGCUGGCCAAGGAGGAGCACAGCAGCGCCUUGAACCUCGACAAGAUCAACACGCAGUGGCUCGCAGUGCUGCGGGUGACCAAGGCCAAGGAGCUGCGCACAGAUGUCGAGAUCCUGAGCCAGACCUUCGCGCGGGUGAUGGACUGCAAGGACAGCGUCAUCAAAUCCCUGGCCAGAGACCUGUUUGAGGCAGAGGCGCAGCACGCCCAGGCCCUCUCCAGCCACCUGCACAACAUUGACCGCCUGCUGCAGCUCCAGCGCUGCCGCCUGCGCUACCUGGAGGAGGAUUAUAACACGGAGCUGGAGGCUCUCAAGGAGGAGUUUGAGACGGAGAGGAGAGCAAUCCUGGAGCAGCACAAGCAAGAAUGCUGCUACCUACAGGACGUGAUGCUGGCCGUGGAGCAGAACUUCGUUGAGAACAACUACGAGGCCACGCUGAAUUUCCAGAGCGCCUGGGAUGACAUCAAGAACAAGCAACUGGAAGAGAAGCAGUACAGCCGCUUGCACCUGAGCAACAAGGUGGAGGCCCUCUGGAAGCAGUUCCAGCAGGUCCUGCACAGCUACACAGAGGCCACAGAGGACCGGAAGAUUGCCUUUGAGGUGCUCAAGCAGAAGGACAAGAAGAGCUCCAAGGAGAUAGAGAUGCAGACGAAGAAGCUGCAGAAACUCCAGGACUCCAUCGCGGCCAUAAAGGGCAGGAUCGCGGCUCACCUCCAGGAGAGCGAGGAGCAGAACCAGUGCGUGCGGGAGGAGAAGGAGGUCAUCCUCAGGCAGCUCCAGGAGCUCAAGAAGGAGAUGAACCAGGCCAGGGCCAAGGCCCACAGCAGCCUGGUCAAGCUCACCACACAGAGCAGCGCUGCCCUGAAGGUGCUGAUGCACGUCGUGGAGAAGGCAGAGCGCGUCCUGCGACUGGGUGAGAUGUGCCGUAAGCUGGAGACGGAGGAGGAGAAGGUGCUGCCGUUCUACCCUUCCUCGCUGGCUGAGGGGGAGCAGCAGGACGCGGAGCAAGUCCUCAAGGAGACACCUGCAGAGCCUCUGGCCCAGGCCAUGCAGGACUACGUGGGGCUGGAGCGCUUCUGGCAGCGGUUCAACAAGGCAAAGCUGGAGGAGCUGGCGCUGGUGCAGGAGAAGGCAGCUCUGAGCCACAGGAACCAGCGCCUGCGGGAGCUGCUCAAGCAGUACCUGGAGGGGAUCUCCGUGAGUGAGGAGGUGCUCAGCAAGCCCAACCCACUCCUCACCCUCCAGCACAGGAGCUGCAGCCCCAGGGCCUUGCCCCGCGCCGGGGGGCCCGUGCACAACAUCAUCGAGGCAGCACACGUGGUGUCACGCACCCUGUGAGCUUCCUGGGGGAGGACGCGUGGCCGGGUCGGCCCCAGCCCCAGCCAGAGCUGCGAUCGUCUCGCGGCCUGGGGCACCCAGCUGAGCCUGAUGCUCAGAGAGAGCACGGGAACCUGCCUG